CGUGUUCUUCGCAUAAGCCACAUGGUCCUCUAAUGCUUUGUUUCUGUAAAGUACCUCACACAAUCGCUGUACAUAUAUCACGUGCGCUUUUAGUUGGUUUUCUGUCUCCAGAAUGUACGCCGGAACUCUCGUUUGCGCCCAGCUUUUUUUUUAAACAUGAUACAAAUCUUAGAGAAUAGAGACAUAGAAUUUGUAAUUUGCAAAUAGUGUGAGCAAUAUCCUCCUUUCUCCUCCGUCGCACGGGGACAGAAGUCCGGCGCAUAUGAGAUGAACCUUUAGCUGUGCUAUAAGAUAGGACGGGCUGUUACUCAGAACUCUCUGCAUUCGAGGUUAAAUUGCUAAACUAACCGUCUGCGAAAUUGAUGCCUGAUAACCUCUAAUGUUAGUAGGUUAAUUAUAUUUAUAAGUUGUCUGCGGAGGAUGUAAAUAGUAUGACUCAUCGAUCAAGUUUGUAUUUUGUAAAUAAACGUGACUCAUAGAUCAGCUUUCGUUUAUCUAAGGAUUAAAUUCAACACAAAGUGUGCAGUAUGUACACUAUACUUAUGUGUACGAAACAGUUACACAUUGUCAUUGAGGACUUCAAAGACUCCGGACGUGUAUGUGUUACUGAAGUUUUAACAUAAACAACGAAACCAAUGAAGUCGCCAAUAAUGGUAAUAUUGUCACCGGCUUGUUGUGAGUGACAUUUUAUUCAGCCUACUAUAUUGAAAUAAUGUAAACAUAUUUCGAUUGGCGGAAAUUUUCACGAAGUCAAAGAAGUAUAUUGAUCGACGGUGUUAGAUAAUCCCCGCACUGGCGUGAACAAUGCCCGCAGUUUCCUUUCAUUAUGACGCUGUUUUCCGGCAGCGUGACCUCACAGUGAUGUAUUUCAUUUCCCUAUUCAAUAUGGCGACGUGUAACUUCUCCAGUAAUGUGAAACGAAAGAAGAUUGUUGGUCGUAUGUGUUGUGCUGGCUCGCCUACGGGCCGCGUUUGUCCUAGCACGCAAUAUACAAAAGACGUCUCGUUACAUUAUUUCCCCGACAAACUAAAGGAUAACAGACGUCACGAAGCGUGGAAGGAUUUUGUGGCGAGAUAUCGACCCGCUUUCAAGCCUUCCAAGUCGAAAUCGUCGUCGCUAUGCUCGCUACACUUCGAAGAUAGCUGUUUUGCCACUCGUAGAGAUGUCGCAAGAGAACUAGGCAUUCGGAUUAGGUUAAAUAAGGACGCUGUGCCGACUAUUGAUGCGGUAAAUAAUGGUUUAAAAGCGAAGGGAAAGACCGCAAGUGCAAGGAAGGUACCCAUACAGAAUAAUAGCGAUAUCAGCCAGCCAAGAGUCCAAGUUUCCAAAAGAAAACUCGCUCGCCUGGACAAACCACGUAAAGUUCUCAAAUCCAAGACGAAUAUCUCUUACGAAAGACGCAACGACUCGAAUCACAUUCAAGGGCAACAAGUUUCACACGAUGCCUUCCAGUUUACGUCCAAUGAUAAGGCGCCCGAAGUUAUUGCUCUUAAUGAUGACGGUGCAUUUAUCGGAAGACAUGCGUACAACUCGGAUUAUGGCAAAUCAGAACUGUUUUCGGAUUCUUCAGAUGAGCUCCCCAGCGGUCCGCACGCUUUUGGCCUCGUUCCAGUCCGCGAGCCGCCACCGCCAUCUCCAGUAACCCCGUGUCAUUGCAACUGUCACACGCAAUUGGCGCAAAAGUUUGCCGCCUUUGAGAAGAAAUAUACGCUGCUUCAAAACAGACACGAUAUUCUCCAACAAUCGCACGACAAACUGUCCCAAUUGGUCGAAGCUCAAAACCAUCUCUUAGCCUGCCACACAGCGCCACCUCCGACUCGUGAAGCCCAGGAGACUUUUACCUCCCAGGAGAAUCAGUACAUCAAGUCUCCUGAAAUCCUACCACCAUCCUCAACGUCCCCACGAGAAUCCACCCCGCUUCAUGAAUCAUCGCACCCGAGACCCUUCACGGAAAGUCCCGACCUGCCUCCCGAGCCGUUGCCGAAUCCCGACGAACAGUCGUAUAUCCUACCGAGACGGGCCACGGCUCGUGAUAUUAUUCGCUUGUGGGAAGAGGGCAGCCGUACUUUCCCCCCGGUAAAGAACUGGACGCCUGCGCAAAAAAUGAAGGCACAAAGCAAGCUGGCUCGUUGGAAGAGGAUCAUCGAUAUUCUAAAGACGGACUGUAAUGGUGACAUGGCUUUGUUUGAGGAAAGGUAUUCAAAUGGCAACGGUGAUCUUUUGCCGGUCACAACAAUUCUUGCCUUGCACGAGAAUCAGUUGUCCUCGCAGUUUCUGAGCAAAGGCUACAGCAACGUAAAGCAGAACACGAUUGAACUGAAGUCUCCCACUGAGAUUAAGAGCGAGUUCGAGAACGAGCCCGGGGCCGAAGGUGGCAUACCUCAGGAGGCGGCAAUGCCCGACAACGAGACCACGAACCGCUACGUGUUACCACGAAAGGUGACGGCGCGCGACGUUGUCCAUCUGUGGGACGUAGGCUGCGAUGAAUUCCCUGCCAUCGCCACCUGGAACAAGGCGCAGAAGAUAGGCCAGGAGACAAAAAUAUUCCGCUGGAAGAAAAUCGUGGAUCUCUUCAAAACCAAUUGCAACUCGGACUGGGAGCUUUUCUGUGAGCGUUAUUCGAACGACAAGGGCGAGUUGUUGCCAUUGGCAACUAUCCUUGCCAAACACGAAGCGAUGUUCUCUCAAGAUCACGUGAACAACGAAUCACUUGCAACCCCGCGUAACAAAAAUACAACAUCUGUAACAAAAACGGCAACGAAGUCUGAAACGACACUUGUGACGACAACACCUGCGACAGCCCGGUCUCCCCCCUCACCCGCCUCCACGGCGAACACCCCCACAACAUCUGAUUCCCCGAAGCCCGAACAAUCCGCGCGGGACUCGGAGGGCGUGAUUCUGCCACGUAAGGUGACCGCGUUCGAAGUGGUACGGUACUGGACCGACGGUUGCGAGACCUUCGGCCCGGUCAAGGACUGGACGCGAACGCAGAAGAUGGGUCAGGAGACGAAGAUUAGCCGGUGGAAGAAAAUCUACGAGAUUUUCCGCUUUCAGUGCUGUAGAGACUGGGACGAGUUCUGCCGAAGGUACACGAAUCAGCGCGGUGAACUGUUGCCAAUAGCGACGAUUCUGGCGAAGUACGAAGCUGAAAAUCCGACCGGACCGCCGAGCUACAAACAACACGAGAACGAGUCUCACGACAAUAUCACUCCAGGCUUUGCGUCUCAAGUCAUCGGGGACAAUUGCGCGACGAGUUUCACCGACAAUGGUUACACGUUGCCGCAGGCCGUUGACAUUGAAAUAACCGUUGCGGAUACCGGGGAAUACGUGUUACCUGAACAUCUUACAGCCGUGCAAGCAUUGUCUCUUUGGGAGCAUGGGACGGACCAGGUGCCUCCCAUGAAAAACUGGACCGAGGCACAGACACAACAGUUGGAACUGCUGGACAACAUUCGCAGAAUCGCUGAGAUAUUCGAACGGGAUUGCGACAGUCAUUUUCGCAGGUUCCUAGACAGGUUCUCAGACACAGACGGUGAGCUGCUUCCGAUAGCUGGAAUUAUUUAUUCCAAGCAUUGUCGGAAGUAUUCGCCGUUCUUUACGGAGUACCGAAAGAGUGCGAAGAACAGUCGUGCCAGGGGGGAGCAGUACGAGCUCCCGAAACGUGUCGGCGCUAAGGAAAUCGUAUGGUUAUGGGAUCACGGGUGCCGGGACUUCCCCCCCGUCAAGACCUGGUCGUCAGCGCAGAAACUACGCUACACGACAAAAUUGUCGCGGUGGCGGAAAAUCGCAGAUAUUUUUCAUGAGAAAUGCAACGGUAACUGGAGGAUUUACGAGGAGAAGUACUCGAAUGCCAACGGGGAUUUGCUGGCGUUAUCCACGGUCAUUUCAAUGCAGGACGAGAUCACUGAAAACGAGAGUUACGCGUCGAUGAUUAAACGUUCGCCGAACCACAAUGGCGAAGCUUGGCCGAGCGAAUCCCGAUCGUCGAGCAUUGAAAUGAACAACGUGGGUCACGAUGAGGAUAAUGCGGAACACGGUGAGGGUAAUAUAGAGCAUAAGGAGGAUGAUGAAAGCACCCCAAAAGGGAAAGCCAAAGAGUUUUGUCUUCCAAAGAAAGUGAACGCUUUGGACAUCAUUUACUACUGGGAAAACGGAUUUGGAGAUUUGCCGCCAGUUUCCGAGUGGAACACGCUCCAGAGAUUUCGGCAACGAAGUAAGAUCUCCCGUUGGAAUAAAAUCUACGAUAUCUACAAGUUUCAUUGCCACGGGAAUCUCGCCGAUUUCGAGCAGCUCUACUCCGACGAGAACGGUCAGCUCCUGCCCGCCACGACCAUCAUUUCGAUGUACGAGUCGCGCGUCGAUGUGAACCAAUACAACGAUAAUGAAACGCCACCGAGGGGGCCUGUGGUGCGCAAGUACGCCCUGCCUCGCAAGGUCGACGCAAAGGACAUCGUUCGCCUCUGGGAAGAGGGGAACGAGCAAUUUCCGCCCAUCGCCGCGUGGACCAAAGCCGACAAGAUUGGUCAGGAAACGAAAAUAUUUCGCUGGAAGAAAAUUGUUGACAUCUUUAAGAAUCAUUGCGACUGUGAUUGGGAAUACUUCGAAGACUUGUUUUCGAACGAGUUUGGUGAUCUUUUACCCACUAGUGCAAUUAUUGCGAAGUUCGAGACAAGCUUUUUAAAACGUUAGUCGCGUAACGAUCAUUCUAGAAUAUGGUCUUGGGAAACUGGCAAAGUGCAUGAGAAGUCGUUUCCUCGCGUCCCGUCAUUUCGACUAUGGUAAAAUUUUAUCAUAAAAAGUUUUAUCAUACCGCGCGAAUCCAGCGUUUGUCAAAAUAAACUACUGCAGCAAGCACAAUUUUAAAUUCAAAGUAUACCUGAAUCGUUAUGCUAUAGACCUUUCUUAUAAGACGUCAAACGAUAUUACACGAAGUUUGAUUGGCUCGUUAGUUUUACGCCGGAGCCAAUCAUACGUCGUGUCAGAUUUCGCAUCCCGCGGUUGAGGUCAUUAUGAGAAAAGUAUAAUGGUUCUCAAAAGAUGUUUUAUAACUCAAAUCUAUUGCUAAAAUUAAAGAUGUUUUAAAAAGAUGUAAAUAAAAUGUGUGCUGUUAUAACCUAUUUUGACUUACGCUGAAUGUGCAACUGCUAAAAUCGCAAACUACUAACAAUUGACUCGCUCGAAUAACAAAAUGGGUGGUUAAGUUCAUUUAAUAGAGCUUUUUUCUAGCUCUGAUCAAACGAAAACGAAAGACGCGAUAUCUGGGGCUGCAAACGAGGUGUGAAAUGGCUUUGAGGUAUUGAAAUUAGCAUAUAACAUGAUCCUGGCAGUGGUGUAAUCAUCUCAACUAAAGCAUGGCUUGUUUAGUUUCAUAAAGACUUAUUUCAGUAUCUCAAAAUCAUCUUACAUUUCGUUAAAUCUCGGGUAACCGGGCUCAUGUAAACAGCAGUCAGUAAUUUUUUACCUUCGAGGUUUUUUGAUUUGAAAAUUUAGUUUCUCAAAAACGAAUGAAUAACUUUGAUAUCCGUGAUAUAAAUGAUGAUUAUUUUAUACGAAGAAAGAUGUACAUUUUUUACUCAAAUGAAUUAUACGUGUAUUUUCAAAACUUUGUAUUUAAAUUAUGAAUAAAA
Dendronephthya gigantea is the source of this 5627-nucleotide messenger RNA. RefSeq lists its product as uncharacterized. The transcript has 4 exons. Lineage: Eukaryota; Metazoa; Cnidaria; Anthozoa; Malacalcyonacea; Nephtheidae. The coding region runs from base 805 to 4689 and encodes 1294 amino acids. The record is from RefSeq and is a predicted model, not a curated record. Gene Ontology annotation, molecular function: sequence-specific DNA binding.